Messenger RNA from Peromyscus californicus insignis, 672 nucleotides. Its product is annotated as peptidyl-prolyl cis-trans isomerase A-like. Gene Ontology annotation, biological process: protein peptidyl-prolyl isomerization. Bases 28 to 672 code for a protein of 214 amino acids. Gene Ontology annotation, molecular function: peptidyl-prolyl cis-trans isomerase activity. The transcript has a single exon. Lineage: Eukaryota; Metazoa; Chordata; Mammalia; Rodentia; Cricetidae. The record is from RefSeq and is a predicted model, not a curated record.
AUUUGACACUUGAAGAAGUUGCCAAACAUGCUUUGCAGACUCCACUGUGCCCUGUGGUCGCUUACUGAAGACAUGGUCAACACAACAGUGUUCUUCAGCAUCGUGGCUGAUGGCGAGACCCUGGACUGUGUCUGCAUCCAACUGUUUGCAGAAAAAGUUCCAAACUUUCUUAGUCUGAGCACUGGAGAGGAAGGAUUUGGAUAUAAGGGCUUCUCCUUUUACAGAAUUAUUCCAGGAUUCAUGUGCCAAAGUGCUAACUUCAGAAGCCAUAAUAGCACUGGCCACAGGUCCAUCUAUGGGGAGAAAUUUGAGGAUGAGAACUUCAUCCUGAAGCAUACAGGUCCUGGCAUCUUGUCCAUGGUAAAUUCUGGACGAAACACAAAUGGUUCCCAGUUUUUUGUUUUGUUUUGUUUUAUCUGCACUUCCAAGACUGAGUGGCUGGCUAGCAAACAUGUGGUCUCUGGGAAGGUGAAAGAAGAUGUGAGCAUCCUGGAAGCAAUGGAGCAUUUGGGAUCCAGGAAUGGCAAGACCAGCAAGAAGAUCACCAUUUCUGACUUUGGACUACUAAGUUUUUUUUUGAUUUACAGGCUUUUAACCCAUCAGACCAUUCUUUCUGUAGCUCAGGAGAGCACCCCAUCUGCUACAGUCCCCAGGUAUCUCUGUUCUCAUUGA